AUGUCGCGUGUGCAGCAGCUCAUUGUUGAGGUGCUGAAAUCGCGCGCUACGCGCCGCGAUUCCAAGUCCUACCUGGACAUGUUUGGCCGGAAACUUGAGCCUAGUAGUGCCAAAACUCCUUCGACUGCCACAGCCUCUGCAGGCACUGUGCACGAUACCAAGGCGUCCUCCCCUCCCUCGCCUUUGCCCACUGAGGCAUCUCUACCGCUUGGAUCCACUGUGCACGGAAGCCUGCUAAGUGAUGCUCCCAGCACGGCUGAUCGCAUAUCUAGCGAAGUGCCAUCGUUGGAUGAGUCACACGCGGCGCUUGUCAAAUUGCAAGGUCCCUUCACUGAUCGUCAACUCCAAUCCAUUGCCGAAGGGUUGGCCUACUUGCAAACCUUGGGUCUCAUAUGUAUCGUGGUUCUGGAUCACCGGCAGUGGCCUCACUCGCCAAGGUUCUUGCCCAAUGGCCAGCGUGUUGACGAGGACAUGGAAGAGCUGCAGUCCUGGUCCUCCCGUUCCCAGCCACUAUCUGAACGUCUUGGGCUAGCCGAGGCAGGACUUCGUGUGCGUAUGGUCAAAGAGCUAUGGCGUGUUUCGAACACACUUACAGCGGCUGGCACGGACCCUCGGCCACAAGCCCAUGCCGUUAUGCGUGUCGUGACCCAGGAAGAUAUUCAACCACCUCUCACUACAGGCAGUGAGCGUGCGCCUAUAGUGCCUGAUGAUACCAUCGCAAGCGUCUAUACGUCCCUCGAAGAAGGACGUAUUCCUAUUAUUAUGCCGCUGGCGUUAAGUGAUACACCGACAUUGCAGGCCGUGUGCGUCGACGCGGACGAUGUCAUGGUCGCAUUAGCUCGUGGUAUGACGCAUAUGCCACGAGCUGAGGAGGGUAUGAUGGAGUUGGCGCCUCUACGUCUCCUGGUCAUUACAAAUGAAGGCGGUGUGCCCUCGCAUGCGCGUGGCGGUGAUCCGCAUUUGAUGAUCAAUUUAGCGUCGGAAUACGACUCAAUUCGUGCCUCGUACAUAUGGGAUGAUACACAUCCCACGGCGCUGUCCAAUUUAGCUAUGGUACGCGAUUGCCUAUCGUACAUGCCUGCUAUCUCGUCGGGUGUGCUAGCAACGCAUCGCUCGCCGCAAAGCUUGAUUGCGAAUCUCAUUACCAACAAAGCUGCCUACUCGCCUAGCCUGCCGCCGCGUCUGCUCGCUGCCCGCCGCGAAAUGCGGCAUAUGCCUACAGUCGUCCGAGCUGGCCUGCCAUUGCGUGUCCUUACGGAUCCUCGCGAGAUUGAUUGGGAUCGUGUACAAGGUGUUCUGGAAAGCAGUUUUCGACGUACGCUUGACCGCGAUGCCUACUUUGCUCGUCUACACGCGUGUCUCGACUUUCUUAUUGUGACCGGCGACUAUGAUGGGUUGGCGAUUGUCACGAAAGAGCAUGCGCCUGCCGAUACGCCCACGACACCGCCGAUUGCGUACCUGGAUAAGUUUGCCGUGCUGCCGAAGCUGCGUGGUAGUGGCGCUGUCGACUUUUUAUGGGGGGCGCUACGUGAUGAGGUACAUGGUCUAGGGUUGCUUGAUGCCCUCAAUCAUAAUGGUGGGCGAGGCGGUGUUGGCCAAGGUCGCGACUUGGUAUGGAAGAGCCGAGCUGAGAACGUGGUAAAUCGUUGGUACUUUGAGCGCAGCAAUGGGUUUAUACGAUUGCCUGGUGGGCCACCGGAUUGGUUCCUUUUCUGGUGUGACGCGGAGGACCGGCUGAAGCGGCUGGCUGGCGAGCCUGUCGUCUCUAGUGAUAUGCGCCUCGAUGAGGUAUGGCAACAGGCCCCGUCGCAGUCCGAUACGCCCCUGUUACCGAUCAUCACGCCGGAGGAGCAGGGGCGUUUGACACGCUGGGCAUCGUGUCUGAAACAAAUUCCUUCGGCCUGGCGCUAA
Molecule: messenger RNA, 1911 nt
Organism: Malassezia pachydermatis
Lineage: Eukaryota; Fungi; Basidiomycota; Malasseziomycetes; Malasseziales; Malasseziaceae
Product: arg2-acetylglutamate synthase
Exons: 1
Coding region: 1-1911 (636 amino acids)
Biological process (GO): L-arginine biosynthetic process
Cellular component (GO): mitochondrial matrix
Molecular function (GO): arginine binding; L-glutamate N-acetyltransferase activity, acting on acetyl-CoA as donor
Source: RefSeq, a predicted model, not a curated record